Messenger RNA from Pieris macdunnoughi, 1131 nucleotides. The record is from the annotation of a GenBank genome assembly. Lineage: Eukaryota; Metazoa; Arthropoda; Insecta; Lepidoptera; Pieridae.
AUGCCGACGGACUCUGAAUGCGAGUGUGACUUAGUGUCUAAGGAGUGGCUGCUAGCAAAGUUGCGAUCGGACGAGAGAGACACUAUCCUGAUAGAUUGCCGUGGAUCAAAUGAGUAUGCUGUGUCGCAUAUACGGUCAGCAGUAAAUUUCUCGAUACCGAGUAUAAUGUUAAGGAGAUUAGCUGCCGGAAAGAUAGAGUUGGCAUCAACCGUUCAGUGCAAGGAAUUAAAGGCGCGAAUUACACAUUGUUGUUCGAGAGGAACUUUUGUGCUGUACAGUGAUGGAGCAACUCGGGAACCUGACUCGGUCCAUGGCAUCUUGCUGAAGCGACUUAAACAAGACGGAGUGAAAGUUGUGUGCCUAGAAGGUGACUUCGCGGAGUUUCAUCGGACAUAUCCCGAGUGGUGCAGCGAAGCGGGCGGUCAGCAUCUGCCUCACUUGCCACUCAUGGGACUGCGGUCGCUGCGCAUCUCGGGCGCGGGAUGCGACGAGGCGCUGUCUUCGGGGUCGUCUUCGGAGUGCGAAGAGACGCACGCGCCGCAAGACUUCCCCGUCGAGAUCCUGCCCAAUCUAUUCCUCGGAAAUUCCGCUAACAGCGAGGACUGCGAGGCGCUCGCCCGCCACAACAUUAAGUAUGUGCUGAACGUGACCCCCGACCUGCCCAACACGUUCGAGCAGGGAUGCGGCAUCAGCUACCUCAAGAUCCCCAUUGCAGACCACUGGAGCCAGAAUCUGUCAGUGCACUUCCCGCAGGCCAUUCACUUCAUCGAAGAGGCGAUGUCGGCCGGCUGCGGCGUGCUGGUGCACUGCGUGGCCGGCGUGUCCCGCUCCGUGACCGUGACGCUGGCCUACCUCAUGCAGCGGCACCGGCUUUCGCUGCGGGACGCCUUCGAGCUGGUGCGCUCGCGCAAGACGGACAUCGCGCCCAACUUCCACUUCAUGCGGCAGCUGCACUCGCUGGAGCGGGACCUGGGCCUGCACGAGCGCUCCGCCCCUCUGAGUAAGGUGCUGGAGGAGACGGGCGCGCGUGAGCCCGCCGAGCGCUGCGGCUGCGACGGCGCCGUAGGCGUCUCGCCCGACUCCGGCAUCGAGUUCGACCGCUGGAGCGCCGCCCGCGACACGCCGCGCUGA